AUGCCUGCUGCUGGAACAUCCACAACCAGGAAACCACCGUCAAUGCGGGCGUUGACGGCAAAACUGAAGGAAAUUCAGCUAUCCUUCAGCGAUAUUUGGCGGUUUGUUCAGUCAUUCAAGGAAUCCUGCAAGGUUACCGAGGUAGAGGUACGCCUUGGUAAGUUGGAAGAAAUAUGGGAAAGUUUUAGUGAAACCUUUGUCGAAAUCCUAUACCAUGACGACUAUAAUCCGGAAGGAUCGGCCUAUGAGAAGGAGCGAAUGGAAUUUAGUGACAACUAUUAUGAGGUCAAGGCAUUCCUAAUGGAAAAGGUCAAAAUGCUUCAAGAACCACAAGCGUUAGAACAGUCUAUGCGAUCAGGUGAAGCGAUGCAGUUGGUCACAGAUCAUGUUCGCCUACCACAGAUUAAGCUUCAAACAUUCAAUGGGAAUGUGGACGAAUGGUUGAGUUUUCGAGACCUAUUCACUUCCCUGAUUCACUGGAAGGUAGACUUGCCAGAGGUGGAAAAGUUCCAUUACUUAAAGGGUUGUCUCCAAGGUGAACCUAAAUCCUUAAUCGACCCUCUUCAAAUUACGAAGGCAAAUUAUCAAGUGGCAUGGGAAAUGCUGUUGAGGCGAUAUAACAACAGCAAACAAUUGAAAAAGCGGCAGAUCCAGUCACUCUUCAAUUUACCUACGCUUUCCAAGGAAUCAGUAGCCGAUUUGCAUACCCUAGUGGAGGGUUUCGAGAGAAUCGUACAAACGCUUGAUCAGAUUAUUCAACCGACGGAUUAUAAGGAUUUGUUGCUAGUUAACAUUCUGACUACUAGACUGGAUCCAGUCACACGAAGGGGGUGGGAGGAGGUUUCAGCCACGAAGGAGAAUGAUACAUUGUCGGAUAUGUCAGAUUUCUUGCGACGGCGAAUGCAGGUUUUGGAUUGUUUGCCGCUGAGAGCUGUUGAUAAUAAAGAUUCACAAAGGUCAUCUCAGUUGUUAAGGCAGAAACAAAUUAUGAGGAUUAGCCAUAGCUCGUCGCAAUCGUCUGGAGGACGAUGCGUAGCCUGUUCAUCGGAUCAUCUUCUUCAUCAGUGUAACGCGUUUCAACGAAUGGUAGUGACGGAUAGAGAUGCACUUUUGAAAACUCAUGUACUUUGCAGAAAUUGCUUUAGGACAGGACAUCAGGCAAGGGAAUGUCAAUCCAAAUAUUCUUGUCGCAAUUGCAAAGGCCGUCAUCAUACCUUAGUUUGCUUUAAGCCGGAAAGGAAUAAGAAUCCAAAGGCUGCAGUAGUUGCUGAGGACAAUGGAGCACCUGCAGCCGAAUCACCAUUAAAUCCCUCUCCCACUCAAGUGGCUAACUUGGCAGCCAGUGAUAUGUUGGUAACGGUUGCGGCGCACCAGUAUGCUACGCAAGUUAUUCUAGCAACAGCGGUCGUCUUAAUAGAGGAUAACACCGGUAAUAGAUUACCAGCUCGGGCUCUACUGGAUUCUGGUUCAGAAAGCAACUUUAUAACAGAGCGGCUAGCACAGCGGAUGCAAUUUUCUCGCGAUCGUGUAGAUAUUUCGAUACUAGGAAUCGGUCAAACGAAGACCAAGGUAAAGCACAGGAUACGUGCGGUGAUACGGUCACGAACAUCUGCAUUUUCUCGAGAGCUAGGAUUUUUGGUUCUUCCUAAGGUUACGGUAAACCUUCCAAGCACCACCAUCAACACGGAUAGAUGGUCGAUUCCGACAGGAAUUCAACUGGCCGACCCAGCGUUUUUCGAGUCGCAGGUAGUGGACCUCGUACUUGGAAUUGAACCAUUUUUCGAAAUUUUCGAAACCGGUCGAAGAAUUUCAAUUAGUGAAGGAUUACCAACAUUGAACAAAUCUGCAUUCGGAUGGGUGAUAUGCGGUGGUAUCGCGAAUCCGAGCCAAUCCUCACAUAUUAGCUGCAAUGUGUCCACAUUGGAAGGUCUCGACGAAAUGUUGUCUCGAUUUUGGUCAUGUGAGGAGGUCGAAUUAAGCAACCCACUUUCACCAGAGGAAAAACGCUGUGAGGAACUAUUUUUGCAAUCUGUUCAUAGGAAUGCUAACGGUCGAUAUACUGUGACUUUGCCAAAGCGAGAAGACAUAUUCUCUAGGUUAGGCGAGUCUAGAGACAUAUCUUAUCGACGUUUACAGGGAACUGAACGUAGGCUGGCGAAGAACUUAGGACUACGUGAUCAAUACUCGGCAUUCAUGGAGGAAUAUGUAUCAUUGGGACAUAUGCGCAAGGUCGAUGAUGCUUCAUCCGGUUCGGUUAAACGGUGCUAUUUACCACAUCACCCAGUGAUCAAAGAGCCCAGCACGACUACUAAGGUUCGUGUAGUAUUCGAUGCCUCCUGUAAAACGUCUUCGGGAACCUCACUCAACGAUGUGUUGCUGGUGGGACCAGUGAUACAGGAUGACCUACGCUCAAUCAUAUUACGGAGUCGGACCAAACAGAUUAUGCUCGUGUCUGACGUGGAGAAAAUGUUUCGUCAGAUCAAUGUUUGCCAGGAAGAUCGUGCAUUCCAAUGCAUUCUUUGGCGGGAGAGGCCUACGGAUAAGGUUGACACGUAUGAACUAGGCACAGUGACAUAUGGUACCAAAUCCGCGCCAUUUCUAGCUACCAGGAUACUUCACCAGUUAGCAUUGGAUGAAGAGGAAAGGUAUCCACUCGCAGCAAGAGCGGUAAUCUAUGAUACAUAUAUGGAUGAUGUGAUCACGGGUGCAGACGAUAUAGACAUUGCCAUCAAACUGCAAGCACAGCUAGAAGCUAUGAUGGCCAAGGGAGGAUUUCGAUUAAGAAAGUGGGCAUCGAACUGUUCGUUAAUUUUAAACGGUGUUCCCGAGGAAGAUCGCGCGAUUCGAAUAUCGGAAGGAAUCGAUUUAGAUCCAGACUCGUCGAUAAAAACCUUAGGAUUAACAUGGAUGUUAGUGACAGACACGCUCAAGUUCCAAUUCACGGUUCCCGCGUUAGAAACUGGAAAGGCACUCACAAAACGCUAUAUAUUAUCUACUAUUGCCACACUGUUCGACCCAUUGGGGCUGCUGGGAGCAGCUAUUACUUCCGCGAAGAUUUUUAUGCAACAAUUAUGGGCAUUGCGAGACGAAUCGAACAGCAGAGUAGGUUGGGAUCAACCACUACCCUCAACGGUGGGUGAGUCGUGGAUACGGUAUCAUGAACAGCUUCCGGUUUUCAACCAAUUGAGGAUUGAUCGCUGUGUGAUAAUCCCAGAAGCAGUAAAGAUUGUGAUUCACUGCUUUUCGGACGCUUCAGAGAAGGCAUAUGGUGCAUGUUUGUACUUACAAAGUCAGAAUGCGGAAGGAAAAUUCAAGGUGCGAUUACUUUCAUCCAAAUCCAAGGUUGCUCCAUUAAAGUGUCAAACCAUACCAAGACUGGAGCUAUGCGGGGCACUUUUAGCAGCUCAGCUUUACGGGAAGGUUAAAAGUUCUAUUGGAAUCAACGCGGAGGCUUUCUUCUGGACAGAUUCGACGUGUGUUUUACGUUGGAUUCAGGCCAUCCCUACCACGUGGAGUCCAUUCGUUGCUAAUCGUACAGCAAAAAUUCAAACGAUUACGGAGGGUUGUCAGUGGCGGCAUGUACCAGGAAUUCAAAAUCCUGCCGACCUGAUAUCCAGAGGCAUUAAUCCCAAGGAUAUUAUCCAAAACACUUUCUGGUGGCAAGGACCGGACUGGUUGGAAAAGGGGCAAGAUGAUUGGCCUGAAAGCAUCAAGGACAAUCCGUCAGACGAGGGAGAGGCAGAGAAACGGCGAACGGCAGUUGUUGGUACAGUUUCUGUUUACACUAAUUUCAACCAAGAGUACAUCGGGAAAUUUUCAUCGUACAACAAGCUCAUUCGUCACACAGCAUAUUGGUUACGAUUGAUCAAGUUGUUGCAACUGCCAGCAAAGGAUAGACAUAACGAAGGAUUUCUUACCACAGAAGAAUUGAAACAGGCGGAAUGCACACUUGCCCGCAGAGUACAGAAGGAGGUUUUUCUAGAUGAAUGGAAAACUUUGUCUAUGGGAACUGCACUUAAAAAGGGAUCACCUUUACGAUGGUAUAACCCAUUUAUUUCUAAAGAUCAGCUGAUCAGAUUAGGAGGGCGACUGAAAUAUGCUCACGGAUCAGAAGAUACUAAACACCCAAUUGUUUUACCCGCACGGCAUCAAUUUACUUACUUGAUUCUGCUACAAUACCACGAACGACUGCUGCACGCUGGACCGCAGUUAUUAUUAGCUGCAGUACGACUGCACUUUUGGCCACUAGGAGGAAGGAAUGUAGCGAGACACAUUGUGCGGAAAUGCCUGAAAUGCUACCGUUUAAAACCAACACCGAUUCAGCAGUUCAUGGGGGACUUGCCACCUUCGAGAGUUACAGCAUCUCGCCCGUUUACCCGUUCAGGAGUUGACUAUUUUGGCCCCGUUUAUGUCAGAACCGCGCCACGGCGAGUGGCUGUCAAGGCCUAUGUAUCGAUUUUCAUAUGCCUCUGUACUAAGGCGGUUCAUUUAGAGCUUGUUACAGAUCUUUCAACGGACCGAUUUCUUCAAGCUCUUCGACGAUUUAUAGCUAGAAGAGGCAGAUGUGUGGAUAUGUAUUCCGACAACGGAACUAAUUUUGUGGGUGCUCGAAACAAGAUGGAAGAAUUCCUUAGACUGCUGAAGAAUCGCAAUCACCACGAGGUAGUGUCAAGAGAAUGCGCCAAGGAAGGAAUUCAAUGGCACUUUAACCCACCAAGCGCACCACAUUUCGGUGGCCUUUGGGAGGCAGCAGUUCGAUCCGCCAAAAAUCAUCUGCUCAAGGUUGUUGGUGAAACGCCGAUGUCGUCAGAGGACUUUAACACCCUGUUAGUACAGGUGGAAGGCUGCCUCAAUUCUCGCCCCCUAACACCAAUGUCCGAUGAUCCUAACGAUCUGGAACCAUUAACACCAGCACAUUUCUUAAUCGGUUCAUCAAUACAUGCCUUACCUGAACCGGAUCUUACUACGAUACCUAUUAAUCGACUUCAGCACUGGCAACUAACUCAACGUAGGUUGCAAGAUUUUUGGACCAGAUGGCGUAGGGAGUAUCUCUGUCAGCUGCAAGCGAGGACGAGACGAUGGAAACCAGCGGUUCAAAUUGAAGUGGGAAAGCUGGUUGUGAUUAAGGACGAUAAUCAGCCCCCUCUGAAGUGGAAGAUGGGAAGAAUAUGUGAUACUCAUCCCGGAAAAGACGGAGUUGUAAGGGUGGUUACCUUAAGGACAGCCACCGGACUACUUACCCGACCCGUAGAAAAAAUUUGUUUCCUGCCGAUCGCAAAUGAAGAAACAAAAAUCAACAAAAGGUCAGCGUCAACCUAA
Malaya genurostris is the source of this 5319-nucleotide messenger RNA. RefSeq lists its product as uncharacterized. The coding region runs from base 1 to 5319 and encodes 1772 amino acids. The transcript has a single exon. Gene Ontology annotation, molecular function: nucleic acid binding; aspartic-type endopeptidase activity; zinc ion binding. The record is from RefSeq and is a predicted model, not a curated record. Gene Ontology annotation, biological process: DNA integration; proteolysis. Lineage: Eukaryota; Metazoa; Arthropoda; Insecta; Diptera; Culicidae.